This is a messenger RNA of Juglans microcarpa x Juglans regia, 1098 nucleotides long. RefSeq names its product putative GATA transcription factor 22. Bases 86 to 1039 code for a protein of 317 amino acids. Gene Ontology annotation, biological process: regulation of DNA-templated transcription. Gene Ontology annotation, molecular function: sequence-specific DNA binding; zinc ion binding. The record is from RefSeq and is a predicted model, not a curated record. NCBI's taxonomy places the organism in Eukaryota, Viridiplantae, Streptophyta, Magnoliopsida, Fagales, Juglandaceae. The transcript has 3 exons.
CCUUUGAUCUGUCCCUUUUAGCUUUGUUAUUCUUUAGCCGAUCCUACGUUGUCCAUCUUUACUGGACAACAGCUCUCUCUCCCUUAUGGCUCCAGCCUAUCUGAACCCACCAUCUUCUCCAUGCCCUCUUGUAGAUCAAAGAGAAGAUCAACACGAUGACCUAAAACUCUCUAUCUCAACACAUACUAUUCAAGCUUCAUCUUCUCUCUCAACAUCAUCCUGUCCUACUUUCUUUGACAGGAUCAAAGAUGAAAUAGGGAGUAUAUUUGAAGAUCAGUCACAAGAACAUGAUGAAAAGAAGUCUGUGGAGGAAGAUGGUAACAUUAAUCCCCAUAAAUUAUCCUUAUGUCAAAGGGAGGAGGAAUAUGGAGAUCAAAGUAAAAAUACUGCUCAUGAUGGUCCUGUACAGUACUCAUGUAUGUCCUCAAAGAAGAGGUGGAUGCAAAAAAUGAUGGACCCAAAUUGCCCAGCUGCAAAUAAUAAGCCAGUGAGAAUUAUUUAUAAGAAGUUCCAAAAUAAUCUGCAGAAUGGUGAUUCUGAUCAACUCAGCUCACCUAACUGCAGCAGCAACAGUACAAAUUCCAACGCUCGGGUUUGCGCCGACUGUAACACCACCACCACCCCUCUUUGGAGGGGUGGCCCUCGAGGUCCUAAGUCACUUUGCAAUGCCUGUGGCAUUCGGCAGAGGAAGGCCAGACGGGCCAUGGCAGAAGCUGCAGCAGCUGCAAAUGGCAUGGGAGUUGCUCCAGAUAUCUCAUCGAAGAAGAAGAAGAAGAUCAAUAAGUUGCACAAGAAGGAAAAUAAAUCGGGUACAAAAAAUCUGCGUGCUGCACAAUACAAGAAGAAUAAGUACUGCAAGUUCAAGUGCCCCUCUCACAGUGAGAUGAUGAGCGUGAGGAAGCAGCUUUCUUUCAAGGAUUUCGCUCUAAGUUUGAGAAACAGUUCAGCUGAUCUUGGACGAGUGUUUCCACAGGACGAGGCAGAAGCUGCAGCAAUCUUGCUAAUGGAACUAUCUUGUGGCGCCCUUGUUCACAGUUAAUUUAUACUUUUUUUCCAUUAAAUUCUUCUUGAUCUUUGAGGAAGUUUAUUAUAUCUGUU